Molecule: messenger RNA, 658 nt
Organism: Carassius auratus (goldfish)
Lineage: Eukaryota; Metazoa; Chordata; Actinopteri; Cypriniformes; Cyprinidae
Product: cytochrome c oxidase subunit NDUFA4
Exons: 4
Coding region: 122-370 (82 amino acids)
Cellular component (GO): respiratory chain complex IV
Source: RefSeq, a predicted model, not a curated record
AUCCCAUCACACUGCGCUCCAGAAACACACAGCAGUGAGUGUACGAACACCGUCAGACCUCUCAUUAAUCCUGUUCUCUCUCUCUCUAUAUAUAUAUAUAUGUAUAUUUCGGGAGUUUGACAUGCUGAGUACCGUACUGAAACAAUUGAAAAGCCACCCGGCUUUGAUUCCUCUCUUCGUCUUCAUCGGUGGUGGAGCGACCAUGUCUAUGCUUUACCUGGGCCGCCUUGCACUGAAGAACCCUGACUGCUCAUGGGAUCGCAAGAACAACCCAGAGCCUUGGAACAAACUGGGGCCAAAUGACCAGUAUAAGCUCUUCGCUGUCAACAUGGACUACUCCAAACUGAAGAAGGACAGGCCUGACUUCUGAGCAGAGCCCAGUGAAUCAGCUGUGUGUUAAACGCUGCACUUUCAAGUCUAACACAUCAUCAGACAGCAGAUCUUAUCUUGUGAAUGUGAAUCCCCAUUUUAAAUUAUUAAAGAACCUGAAAGGGAGCACAUACGCAAGCUGUAUUACCUGAAUGUCUAUCUUUUGACGGAAAUAAUAUUCUGUACAGAUACAAAUACUGUCACAUCAAGGGAAACAGCAUCAUGAAACCUGUAUCAAUAUCAUCUGUGCUGAACUUACUGUUAUCCAAAUAAACAUGACAGACAGCAA